AUGUCUUCAAAUAUUUGCAAACAGCACUCAAUCAGCUGUAAGUUUGGAAAGAAGCGAGCCGAAUGUAACAUGCGUAUUAAGGGUAUAUAUGAAUUUUGUGCUCGCCUUGUCCAUCAGAAUUCAAUGGCCCUCUUCAUGCAGAAGCUCGAGUCUGUAAUCGAACCCUGGUCUAUCCUCCUCGGUCAGACAAGACUAUCGUGUGAGACCCCCAGCUCAGAUCCAAGGGUUUUCAGCAUUUUAAAAGGCUUGGAUGCUGUGAUUGAAAAUGGGGAUGAUAGACUACUGUCCAGACUUGCGCAGGCGCAUCUGGCUCGAGUGUUGGACAUACUGGAGGCCCGUGUUGCUAUGGAAAGACAAAACGGCCAUCUUCACCGUCGAAAUGGGUAUCGGAACGCAAGUAUUGUGCUCGAUAUAUACAUGAGUGCCCAGGACGUGGCAUUACCCCGGCGAACCCUGAUCGAACGCAAACGAGUGGCAAAGCGAUGGAGCGAGCUGGCUGGAGCCUGGCCGCUUUUUCUUUUGGUAUACUCCGAGGAAGCAGAGGAAAUCAUGCAGCACCGUAAUUUACCUGACAACGCCAUGAUUCGCCUCAUCGCCUCACGGGUUUUUGCGGAGUCGCCAUCGCAGUUGUUUGAAACUUGUGAAUAUUGGACAGAAGCUGUGGAGGCUGCAGUCGUUUCAAACCGACCGAUCGACAGCCAAGUCAUGGGUGAUUUCCGUAGAUGUCAGACUGACGUUGAAGACGAUAUGGACACCGCUAUGAUAGAGUAG
Messenger RNA from Pyricularia grisea, 771 nucleotides. RefSeq lists its product as uncharacterized. Lineage: Eukaryota; Fungi; Ascomycota; Sordariomycetes; Magnaporthales; Pyriculariaceae. Bases 1 to 771 code for a protein of 256 amino acids. The record is from RefSeq and is a predicted model, not a curated record. The transcript has 2 exons.